UUCAGUUGUUAUUAGCCAGCUGAGCUUGGUGGCUCAGUCUGUGUGUAGCCAACUCUUCUAACGUUAGUUCUAUGCAGGGAUGCCGAAUUGAUGACAGUAACAGCAAGGACUUGCUACAUUUGUAUUGAAACCUCUAGUUCUGAAGUUGUAGUUUAGUUGCGCAUGGUUUUUGUGAAGCAAUAGCUAAAAUGUCUGAGGGGCGGAAUGGACACGUUUGCAUGUAAACACAGUAACCAGUCYAAAGUAACACGUUAAAUGUGUGUUAUUCCCAAUGUGCAGGACAUUAUGAACAAACAAGAGGAGACAUGGGAGAAACUGGACUCAGAGUUUGACCAUCACCUGGUUGACAUGAAACCAUAUGUCCUAAAACAAAACAAGACAGAGCGCCAGCGAUGUGCCCUGUGGAUCAAGAAGCUGUGUGACCCAGGUGUAUCCGGCUCGGGCCUGAUGGGACGCAAGAACCGCAACAUGUACGCCCGCCUGCUCCUGCACAUGCUCAGAAGAGGGGUCCUGGAGGGCCCUUUCAGCCACAAGCCAGAGUCAGGCAGUCUCAAGACUCUACCAACAUAUAUGUCCAUCUACUUUGACGAGCCUCUAUGUGGCCGGGGCCUGGAGCAGAGCACUGCAGGCCUGCCUGACUGGGUAACGGGAGAGCUGGGCCAGGGUGAAGACUCCUGGGACAGCCUGCUCAGAGAGAGGGCCAGCUCCUCACCCAUAGCCUACUCUAACACACACAGGUAGGUUAUUCCCCAGCAUAGACUAGAGCUUAAGCUACAUACUCAACUGCUAUGCCUGCCAGCUACAGUAGAAGUCUGCUGAAUUCAAACACACACAAGUGUCUAUCCUGGAAUAGACCACCUCACCCUCUGGGCAAAAGUGUUUGAGUCAACAUAGUUUCCUAGUUAUUUCCUCUUACUUAAAAACCUCUUAGAUUUAAAGUCCCCUGUUUAUYGGACCUGUGUGAUUCUGCAUUGASUUUUCCCACAACCUAAAUGCUGGACUGCCCUUGAAUUUUGAAACAUUGUCUAGGCUACUCAACAUGUUUUUUUACAGUAGUUGCAUACAUACUUCAAUGUAAAAGAUAAACUGUCUGUUCACCUGUUAAAUCUGACUGUAUGUUAUACACCGCAUUGCACUGAGUGAUAGCCUUUAUUCCCAUGGACACAGUAGUAUAUUUUCUGAGCCUGUGUGACCUAGGAUGGGAAAUAUGAAACCACUUGAAGCUGGGAUGUCCCUCCUG
Salvelinus sp. IW2-2015 is the source of this 1240-nucleotide messenger RNA. RefSeq names its product centrosomal protein 112 (gene cep112). The record is from RefSeq and is a predicted model, not a curated record. NCBI's taxonomy places the organism in Eukaryota, Metazoa, Chordata, Actinopteri, Salmoniformes, Salmonidae.